Molecule: messenger RNA, 388 nt
Organism: Dentiscutata heterogama
Lineage: Eukaryota; Fungi; Glomeromycota; Glomeromycetes; Diversisporales; Gigasporaceae
Source: the annotation of a GenBank genome assembly
AAGACCACGUCAUCCAAUAUGGAGCUUUUUUAAUGAAGGAGAAGAAAUAGAUUCAGGUCAUCAUUCAGUUUUUUGUAAUUGUGAUACAUCUUGGAAAAGAGGAAAACCUUCUAGUUUAGAAUGGCAUAUUUUAGUUGAAUGCAAAACAGUUGACCCACAUGUUAAAGAAGCUGAUAUUAAUAACUAUUUUGAAAGUUUAACAUUAAGUAAUGAACAAAAAGCAAAUUUAGAUAUUUCUCUUAUUAAGCUUUUUGUUUGUGGUGGGCUUUCUUGGCGACUUGUAGAUUAUUCUUUUUUUGUUAAAUUUGUUCAACAAUUACGACCAGCUUAUAAUCUACCUGUUCGCAAAACAUUAGCUAGUACAUUAUUAGAUAAUGAAAUUUUACGU